AUGGUGGACCUUUGCAAUUUCGACGAUUUUUGGAAGCAAAAACCAGAUGCCACCGGAAAGCUAGGAUUGCUCUCGGAACAAAAAAUGACAGGUGCGUUACAAAUGCUUGUAUAUGGUGCAUGGGCUGAUCAAUGUGAUGAAGUCACCAGGAUGGGAGCAUCAACAGCUUUGAAAUGCCUUAAGAAAUUUUGUGCACAAGUUGAGUAUUUGUAUGAAGGGUGGUCCAAAGCUUUCUCAGGUCGUAAAGGGUACCCUACUGUUAUUCUUGAAGCUGUGGCAUCCUACGACACACAUGUUUGGCAUGGAUUCUUCAGUAACCCAGGAGCUCAAAACGACCUUAACGUUGCAUCCAACAUGUUCGCAAGGGUUAUUAACGGAAGUGCUCUGGAGGUCGCGUAUAAGGUGAAUGAUAGUACAUACUCUGUACCAUAUUACCUUAUUGAUGGAAUAUACCCGAGGUGA
Molecule: messenger RNA, 462 nt
Organism: Fragaria vesca subsp. vesca
Lineage: Eukaryota; Viridiplantae; Streptophyta; Magnoliopsida; Rosales; Rosaceae
Exons: 2
Coding region: 1-462 (153 amino acids)
Source: RefSeq, a predicted model, not a curated record